Caenorhabditis angaria is the source of this 1946-nucleotide messenger RNA. NCBI's taxonomy places the organism in Eukaryota, Metazoa, Nematoda, Chromadorea, Rhabditida, Rhabditidae. The record is from the annotation of a GenBank genome assembly.
AUGCGUGGCUUAUCGGUGACAUUUAAUGAGCAAGCUGUCAAAGAGUGUUGUAAUAAAUUGGGACUUCAAUUGAUUGUGCGAGCGCAUCAAAUGCAAAACGAGGGUUUCAAAUUUUUUGCUCAAAAAAAGAUGCUCACUAUUUUUAGCGCACCAAGAUACAUGCUCGAAUCCAAUGUGAGUUUAAAUCCUAAAACAAAUAUCCCAUUCUGAAGAAGUUCAAAAAUUAUGAUAUAUUUUAGAACUUGGGUGCUUUUCUUAAAGUAAAUGAGCAAGGAGCUUGUUCGAUUGUUCAAAUGAAGGCCUUCACAACGGAAAAGAUCAAAUCCGCUCAACAUGAUAGCACUAGAGAGGUUCUCAAAAAAUAAAUGAUUUUAUUUUUUUGAGUGCAUUUAUUAUUUGAAUGACCAGAAAACAGAGUGUUGAAAAAACUGAUAAGGUGAUUAACGACUUUAGAAUGUCAUUGCACUUAUGUGUGAAAAAUAUGAGAAAGGUUUGUAGUUUGACGUGAUGAUUUUUGAUAAUUUUGCAAAACGUCACUAAUUUUGGAAGAAUCAAGGAAACAAGGAAUGCGGAGAUUUUUUGUGGGGUAACUGAAAAGUUGAAAUAAUUAUUACUUUAGUUUUUCCAGAAAAUUGCUGAAGCUGAUAAAAUUUAAAUUCCUCAAAUGUAUAACAAACAUCAACAUAGUUAUUUUUGAACAUGGACUCCUUCUGAACGAUCGUUCAUUCGAAUGUCUAUUUUCUUAUCGCUUCUCCGGAUUCCCCGGUGAAGCUGCUAUCCAAAAAUUUAAGUUGUUGACACAUUCUUACAAAUGGUCAGAACUCCAAAUUACCUUAAGUAACUGGGUGUAAACCAAAUCAACUUCCUCCUCUCCCCAUUUUCAAAGAACACACUAACCGACAUUCAAACGGGUCUGCGGAUAGUGGCUCUGUGUGUAGAGGCGCAGAGAAAAAAACGACUGUUUUUUUUAAAUUUUUUUGUCUGAAAAAUAAACUUUUUUUUUUGAAAAUUAAAAAUAAGAAUAAAAACGUGGACCAAAAUUAAAAUGGGGAUUUUGAUCGAGAAAUGAUUCAUUUCAAAUUUUAAAAAAUGUUGAAAAUAAUUCUGCUUGUGUUUCUUGUUUUCGUGAUAAAAAUCAAAUUCAAUUGAAAAUGUUUUGUAUUUGAAUAAUGGAGAUUAUCUACCAUUGUUGAAUAGAGAAGCGAAAGAAUUCGAAAAAAACGAUGAAACUCUGGAAUCGGAUAAAAUCAAAAUUGUGAGUUCUCCAUUCAAAAAUUUCUGUUUUCGAGACACUUGUACUCCUUUUUUCUCUAGAAAUAUGCUCAUAUAAUAAUAACAAUGGCAAUGUUCUGGAUUCCAACACUUUUUAUUCUAAUUCAUUUAUCUCGAAAUAUUCCAAUAAAUCAUCAAACUCGUGCAAUUCACUAUGUUCAAGAGACCAACUCUGAAAAAUUGGCAAGUUUUUUAUCUCUUUUUUCCCCACAAAAUAUUUAAAAAAAUUUAAUAACUAAAGUUUUCAGGAGACAGCUUUCAACACAAUGAAAAAGAAUUUGGGAGAUCGUGGAAGUGAUGUGAGCUUUUGACCGCCAACUUAUUCUUAAAAAUUAAUUCCAGGUCUCCUCAUUUUAUUUUUAUCAACAAUGGACUGGUUAUGUUUCGACGGCGAGCAAAUUGAUGAGAACUUUUGAGCAGGAUUUUGAUCCGGUGAAAGGGAAAAUGACACCCGAGGAAUAUUCAAGGGUAAGUGGAUUUUUAUUCUGAAAUUUUCAAACCAAAAAAGUUCAAGGACAUUUGAGCCAGGCUAUAAAAAUCUGGCAGAAUAUUUUUCUAAAAUAAUUUUGUUGUUCAUGAAAAUUCUCAAAAAUCCAGAUAAUUUUUAGGCGACAAAUCGUGAAAUCGAAACCAUGACUUUGAAUCCAAACAAAAUAAUUGAGGAUGAUCUUUGA